This is a messenger RNA of Prunus armeniaca (apricot), 762 nucleotides long. Lineage: Eukaryota; Viridiplantae; Streptophyta; Magnoliopsida; Rosales; Rosaceae. The record is from the annotation of a GenBank genome assembly.
AUGCAGGGAGCUUUUGUUGAGUUUCCUGAAGUUGGAUCGAUUUGGGUCAGCUUCCUCUAUGAGUACCUCCCUAAAUACUGUUUUCUUUGUGGCUGCCUGGGGCAUCCAAGCCGUGUCUGCUUGGACAAAGUUGGAGAGUGUUCACCCCAACGUGGUGGGGUGGAAACCUUUUAUGCUUUCGCUGGUCUUGAGGCUGUUGAGGAUAUGCGAGGCAGGCCUUUAAAAUCUGUUCUUUGUAGGGCGGCGCAUGGAAGCCCAAAUUCAGGUUCAUGGCGGCCUCAUGAGCAACAUGCACCGGAGAAUGGGCUGUCCCUGGCAGAAACUAUCCGGAAGCAAAGGGAGCUCGAUGCACGCCGCAAGCAGGUUUUAGCCCAAGCCUGGGAUGCAGGUCUGAUUGGUUCAGGAGGAGUGAUUCAUGGGGCUAUGGCAGCUACUGCUUCGACCUCGGUUUCCAUUGCGGUGGCUGAGCCGUUUGAGCCUGAGGUCAGUCCCCUGGUGGUAGAGGCUCCUAGUUUUCUUUGCGGGGCUGAUCCUUUGUGCCCUAAACCACCCCAUCGGGACCAAUCUUUGAGGAGCUGUGGCAAAAGAGGUCGUGUAGAUUUUGAACCUAGGGUUGCUGGCAUUGAGACUGGGGUUUCAAGCACUGAGACGGGACUUGGGGAUGAGGUUGUUGGGGAUUCCAGAAAGCGAAGAUUACUGUUUCUUGAGGAUUCAGAGCAAAUAGUAGAGACCGGCAUUGACCUGUCUCCAUGGUCGCCAUGA